Phymastichus coffea is the source of this 663-nucleotide messenger RNA. RefSeq lists its product as uncharacterized. The record is from RefSeq and is a predicted model, not a curated record. Lineage: Eukaryota; Metazoa; Arthropoda; Insecta; Hymenoptera; Eulophidae. Bases 1 to 663 code for a protein of 220 amino acids. The transcript is spliced from 4 exons.
AUGCGAUUAGCCGGAGCUUUUGACGUGGGCCGCCUCCGCCUCGCGAGCUGCUGGCUGCUCGCCGCCACCGUCGGCGCAUGCGGUGUCGUCGCCACAGCCCCGAGCGAGCGCGUCGCGCCCAGGUAUCUGGUCUACCCACCGGCCGUCGGCUCGGCCACCAAGGUCCAGUUCAUAUUUGGCCUGGGCAUACCCAUGGAGGUGGACGUCAGCACGAUCGUCGGCUACGUGAUCAAGUGCAACUACGACCUGCCGUACAACGCGUCCUAUCUGGCCGAGCCGUACGCGCGCCACGCCAGGUGGUCGUACGACGGCGCCGACUCCUCCGCAGGCCCAGUCGACUCGCCGGCCGGAAUCCAACGAGCCGGCAUUUAUCAAAUGAUCGAGGCAGCCAUCUCCAGUGGCUCCCAGUUCGAGGGCAAGCCUUGCCUCUUGAGAGCCAUCUGCGAGGCCGCGGCGACGCCCUUCGACUCUCGCCGCUCCAGCGUCUUCGCUGGACUGCUGCACAUCCUGCUCACACCGUCGAGCACAGCGGAGCCGAUCGACCAGCAAUACCUGGCGGCCGAGCGGACGGGCGGCCGAGCCGGCGGCGGCGGCGGCGAGUGCGCGCGUGCCUUCGCCGAGUGUCGCGCCAGUUUUUUGGAGUACUUUAGCGAGAUCCACUAG